Messenger RNA from Megalobrama amblycephala (Wuchang bream), 3563 nucleotides. RefSeq names its product selenophosphate synthetase 3 (gene sephs3). The record is from RefSeq and is a predicted model, not a curated record. The transcript has 8 exons. Lineage: Eukaryota; Metazoa; Chordata; Actinopteri; Cypriniformes; Xenocyprididae. Gene Ontology annotation, molecular function: selenide, water dikinase activity; ATP binding. Gene Ontology annotation, biological process: L-selenocysteine biosynthetic process. Gene Ontology annotation, cellular component: cytoplasm.
UACUCGUUUCUAUGACCAAGCGUGUACAUAAAACACGCCGUGUUUCUGUUAGCCAUUUAUCCUUUGAGACGACUCAUAUUUCCCCCCACUUCCCCGUGUUUCACAGUCUGAAUGAGGAAUAAAUACAAUUCAGUAUAGCCAUGUCAGUUUCCGAGCCACCGUCAGUGGACUCUGGCGGAACGGGAGGGUAUGGAGCCUUUUACCCGGCGGGAUACCAGGCGUUGAACCCGGAGGAGCGCGGCCUAGACCGCGGCUUCCGACUCACGGCCUUUUCCGAUAUGAAAGGAUGAGGGUGUAAAGUCCCGCAGGAGACUCUGCUCAAACUCCUGCAGGGACUAGAGCCUGACCGCCCGCCCGGAGAGGACGGCGGCUCGGGUACGGGUGUUGGAGACGAGACCGCUGACUUCGGCCAACUUGUUUCAGUUCCACAGGGUCCUCGACUAGGUAUUGGAAUGGACUCAUGUGUGAUCCCUCUGAGGCAUGGAGGUCUGUCCCUGGUUCAAACCACAGAUUUCUUCUAUCCUUUAGUGGAGGAUCCUUACAUGAUGGGACGAAUUGCCUGUGCAAAUGUUCUUAGUGAUCUGUACGCCAUGGGCAUCACAGAGUGUGACAAUAUGCUCAUGCUUCUCAGCGUCAGUCAAAAGAUGAAUGAGAAGGAGAGAGAGCAGGUGAUGCCUUUAAUGAUGAAGGGCUUCCGUGAUGCUGCGGAGGAGGGCGGGACUUCAGUAACCGGGGGACAAACGGUCAUCAAUCCCUGGAUCAUCAUUGGGGGCGUGGCCUCUGUUGUGUGCCAGCCCAACGAUUUCAUCAUGCCUGACAGUGCUGUACCUGGAGAUGUGUUAGUUCUCACUAAACCUUUGGGAACUCAAGUAGCAGUGAAUGCCCAUCAGUGGCUGGAUAUACCUGAGAAAUGGAAUAAGAUAAAGUUGGUGAUUUCCAAGGAGGAGGUGGAGCAAGCUUAUCAGGAGGCUAUGCUCAAUAUGGCCACCCUCAAUCGCACUGCUGCAGCCUUAAUGCACAAAUUUAAUGCACAUGCUGCCACGGACAUAACAGGCUUUGGGAUCAUAGGUCAUGCACGGAAUCUCGCCCAGCAGCAGAGAAAUGACGUUGCCUUUGUCAUACACAACCUUCCCAUUAUCUCCAAAAUGGCCGCAAUCAGCAAAGCUGGUGGCAACCUGUUUGGCCUCUUGCAGGGCACCUCUUCUGAAACAUCAGGUGGUCUGUUGAUCUGCUUGCCACGGGAGCAGGCUGCCCGGUUUUGCGCCGAGAUGAAAUCCAGUCGUAUGGGUUUGUCGGGAGCAGUGGGGCAGGAUGGAGGGGUGGGCGAUGGGCAACAGGCUUGGAUCAUUGGCAUCGUGGAGAAGGGCAAUCGCUGCGCCCGUAUCAUCGACAAACCUCGGAUCAUAGAGGUCCCGUACCGUGGCUCUGUGGUCAGCGUGCAGGAGGGGAGCAACAAUAAUGCCAGUCCUCCUGAGGUGCAGCAGACGUAACAACUCCACUACGCCACGCAGGGUCUCUCAGUGAUCAUUACUCUUUACCCUUGACCCUCACUAUGUCCUCGUUGGAAAUGAUAGAUUUGAAUGUGUGCUCAUAACAGACAUGGUGUUUGUGAAGGACGGAGUAUGUGUGGUUACUCUUGCUGUCCAUUCCGUCCCCCUGUUCAACCAAAGGGUUGAGAGCAACAGACCAAAAAUAUUUUAAAUGACCUGGUGGGAGAUGGAAUGGACAACAAGCAAACAUAUUUUCAUCUCUCGUUCUCUUCUCCAACUCAUUCUUUCAAACACACACACAUUUUCCUGGUUUAGCUAUUUUUCAAUGUUUAUCAACUAUUCUUAAAAAGGAUAGCUCACCCAAACCAUUAAAAUAUAACUUUAGUAAUUAACACUUAUGUUGCUUUAAAUCUGUAUGCUGCUAUAUGUUCAUUUUUAUUUUAUUUUUGUUUUUGAGAAACGCAAAAGGAGGAAUUUCAGGCAGACAAUUUUCUAUAAAACAUCAUGAAAGUGGUCCUUUUUUAUUUUGAAGCCACUGCAAAAAGUGAUUUUUUUUUCUUACUCAGUAUUUGUCUUAUUUUCCAGUACAAAUAUCUAAUCAUUCUUAAAUGAAGAAACAUUUUCUUGAGAAGCAAAAUGCAAUCUUGUUUAUGAAAAAAUGUAUCAAAAUGAAAUGAAUUUAUGCUUAAAACAAAAAUAAAUGUUAAUGGGGUAAGAAAAAUAACCUUUUUUUCCCCUUUGAAAUAAGUGUAGUUUGCCAAUAUAUUUUUCUUGCUUUAAGUUUGAACCCACUUAAUUUUGAUACAUUUUUUCAGAAAACAAGACACAAAAUCUUAUCUUUGUGCUUCUUAAGUCAAUGUAUGAAUGCUUAGAUAUUUGUCUGGAAAGAUUUUCUGAGUAAGAAACUAAACAGACAAAAGUUAACUUGAGGAAGUGAGUAAUUGUAGUUAUAUGGGAAAAGGCUCAUAAUUCUGCUUUUGCGUUCCUCUGAAAACGGCAUACAGGAUUGGAGCAUAAGGGUGAUUAAUUAAUGACAUAAAAUUGGCUUUUUUUUUUUUUUUUUUAGUGAACUAUUCCUUUUUGUAGAAAAUGUUUGACUGAAAAUAUUUUUUGAAACUACUUUUUUUGUUGUUGUUGUUGCAGAAAUGAGUUUGAAACCAUAUUCAGAGCUUAAUUAUUUCUGCUUGAUGAGGUGGAGUCUUUGAGACCUCACACUAAAAUGAAGCCGGGUUUACUAAGAAAACAUUCCAAUGAGUUCCUGAUCAAUCAGACGCUUUGAAUAGCAAAUAUCCUAAAUGACAAUCAAACGUGUUUUCUUUCAAGCCAUUCGACAAACUCGUGUCAAAGUUAAACACACUCACACCAAUGUAUACUGGGGCCUGAGUAAUCAUAAAUGUUGGCUUAAUUAAGAUAUUUAAUGGUACAAUCAAUAUUUAUUUUGUCAAAGAUUUAAAUGCAGUUAUCCAAAUUUCAAGUGUUUUUUAGGUGGUGUUUAUCUUCUACUGUUCCAAUCAGUCUAAUUCAUGCACCUGUUUUAAUAGGACAUUCUUGUAACAUUGACAUUCGUCUGGUAAAAUUAGGUUAUAAUGUUCUUUCUUGUUGGUCGUUUUCAUGAAUAGAGUGACCUUUCGCCAGUUAAAGUAGGUUAGACCGUUUAUUCAUUCAUAAAAAUAUGGACAACAUGUGUCAUGGUCUUAAGGGCAGCAGUUAAUUAUGAAUGAUUGUGGUGAGACAUAUGGAUGAUCUUUUUCUUCUCUCAUUAAGUCUGUUGAUUUUGAACAGAAGAUAAGGUAGUCUGGUUCUCCCUCUUGUAUCUGAGAAAGGGUUGAGCAGCUUUCUCCGGUCCAGCGGGUGAGCCCAGAAUGCCAGUUGUGCCAUUUGAAUGGCUGGGACAGAACAGCAGUGUCCACAGUCCUCUUUAUGACACCUCUCUCUUUAACCCCAGCUCAUGGGACAGGUGAGGUUGAUGUUAGAUAGGAAGGGAUAGGCUUGAUCUGCCAUGUCCAUUCACCAGGCACUGGUUUUGUCAUUCAUUAAACCAUUGAGACUCAAUAAACUUGUAAUUUCUCUAAA